This is a messenger RNA of Penicillium daleae, 1074 nucleotides long. Its product is annotated as carbon-nitrogen hydrolase family protein. NCBI's taxonomy places the organism in Eukaryota, Fungi, Ascomycota, Eurotiomycetes, Eurotiales, Aspergillaceae. Bases 1 to 1074 code for a protein of 357 amino acids. The record is from RefSeq and is a predicted model, not a curated record. Gene Ontology annotation, molecular function: catalytic activity. The transcript is spliced from 3 exons.
AUGCCUCAAAAGUUAAAGGUCGGCGUGGCACAGGCCCGCACCGGCCCCUCUCUCUCCGCUACACUCUCUGCUUUGGAGCGCAUCACACGAAGUGCAGCUUCUCAAGGUGUGAGCCUGCUGCUUUUCCCUGAAGCAUACCUGGGAGGCUAUCCUCGCACCUGCGAUUUCGGAACUGCAGUUGGCGCUCGUGCUCCUCAUGGCCGAGAGCAGUUUUUGCGGUAUUUCCAAGAUGCAGUAGAUCUUGGAGAUACUCCCGCAGGGGCUGGGGAUGACUGGGUGGAACGGAAACUUCCCGUUGCGAAAGGGUCUGAUCGUCGCGGCGAUGGCACAAGAGAGUUCCUUGAGAGAGUUUCUCGCGAGACGGGUGUCUUUAUCGCCACGGGUGUAAUUGAAAAGGCGGGUGGUACCUUGUACUGUUCAGCGCUUUACGUGGACCCAACCUCGGGUGUCCUGGGAAAGCGACGAAAGGUGAUGCCGACAGCCUCUGAGCGCCUCAUCUGGGGCCAGGGCUCGCCCUCUUCUUUGAAAGCCGUCACAACUGUGCUCAACGGCGUGAAGCUUACCAUCGCUGCGGCAAUUUGCUGGGAAAACUUCAUGCCUCUGCUUCGACAGAGCCUGUAUUCUCAGAAUGUCAACAUCUAUCUUGCUCCAACGGCUGAUAGUCGAGACACUUGGCUUCCCCUCAUGCGCACAGUCGCUGGCGAGGGUAGGACUUUCGUCCUCUCCGCUAACCAAUGCGUUCGGUACCGCGAGUUACCGUCAUGGAUUACCGACCAUGCUGAGAAGGAUGGAACGGCUCUUGAAGGAGACCAGUACAUUGCCCGUGGCGGAUCUAGCAUUGUUGGCCCCCUCGGAGAAGUCCUUGCCGGCCCUGUCUGGGAAUCCUGCGUUGACGAUGCACUUGAGUCCUCGGCUUCAGGAGAGGUCUCCGACAAGGACGGCCUGUUGAUUCACGAAAUCGACUUGGAGGAUUGUGAGCGAGGCAGGCUUGAUCUUGACGUUGCCGGAAGCUACUCAAGGAGCGAGUUCAAGCUGACAGUGGAGGGACUGGACUUGAACCCUCCUCCUUUUUGA